Ctenocephalides felis (cat flea) is the source of this 1229-nucleotide messenger RNA. RefSeq names its product probable glutamate receptor. Lineage: Eukaryota; Metazoa; Arthropoda; Insecta; Siphonaptera; Pulicidae. Gene Ontology annotation, molecular function: ligand-gated monoatomic ion channel activity. Gene Ontology annotation, cellular component: membrane. The record is from RefSeq and is a predicted model, not a curated record. The coding region runs from base 21 to 1229 and encodes 402 amino acids. The transcript is spliced from 9 exons.
CUCAUUUGCUAAGUUAUUUGAUGAUUGGAGAUGUGAUAACUUCUUUGAAUGGCACUAGAAACUACCACGUUGUCAAAUCUUGGGGGUACAAGGAUCCUAAAACAGGAAAAUACGAUGGAUUAAUUGGAGAAUUAAUAAGCGGAGAUGCAGAUUUUGGAACUCCAAUAUUUUUUGUGGAAGAGAGAAUUCCCUUAAUCGAGUUUAUAACCGUUUUGACACCGACCCAAGCCCGAUUCGUAUUUCGCGCUCCACCAUUGAGUUACGUAAGCAACUUAUAUUUGCUGCCCUUCAAUAGGGGAGUCUGGAUUGCAUGCGGUGUCCUAAUUUUAUCGAUGACAAUCGCUCUCAGCGUUUCGUCUAAUUAUGAACACGAGGUUUUAUCUUAUAAAUUUUUCAAUUCCUUGUUAGUUUCGGUUGGAGCAGUAUGUCAACAAGGACCAUCGACUGAACCAAAAAAUCCAGCCGGAAGAAUUGUUUCUCUCUUUUUGUUUGUCACUGUUAUGUUUUUAUAUACAUCUUAUACAGCCAAUAUAGUAUCAUUGUUGCAAUCACGUACAUCAAGCAUUAAGACAAUAAAAGAUCUGCUUCAUUCGCCGAUGAAAAUGGGAUCCGAUGAUACACAAUACUUUCGUUACUUUUUCAUGAAUAAUAAAGAUCCUGUGCGCAGGAAGCUUUAUGAGAAGAAAAUUGCGCCUAAAAACAAAAAAUCAAAUUGGAUGAAUGUGGAAGAAGGCAUCGCUAAAAUGCGAGAGGGGUUAUUUGCCUUUCAUGUUGAACGUUCAAAAGGUUAUAAAGUGGUGUCUGAAACAUUUUACGAAGAUGAAAAAUGCGGCUUGAUUGAAAUAGAUUAUUUGGCCUUUCUUGAUCCUUAUGUUCCUAUUCAAAAAAGAUCGCCUUAUAAAGAAAUGAUUAAAAAUAGGAUGUUAAAACUUAGAGAAAUUGGCAUACAAUCUCGUGAAACAUCAAGACAUUAUUCUAAAAAGCCUGUUUGUUCGACUAGUGGUGCCAAUUUUGUGAGCGUUGGAUUAAUCGAUUGUUAUUUUGGAGGAGUAUUGAUGUGCGGUGGUGUUGCUGUUUCAAUAUGUUUAUUUGUAAUUGAAAUGAUGAUUUCUAAGAUCUGCUCGAAAAACAUCGUGACACAGCAUCCGGUUAAUCCAGUGACUUCAAAUAAAGAUCAAGAAGAUAUAAAUGAAUUUGACACAACAGAGAAAAUAGAGUAUUUAGAUUAA